Molecule: messenger RNA, 957 nt
Organism: Suillus clintonianus
Lineage: Eukaryota; Fungi; Basidiomycota; Agaricomycetes; Boletales; Suillaceae
Exons: 7
Coding region: 1-957 (318 amino acids)
Source: RefSeq, a predicted model, not a curated record
AUGCACAAUAAUCAGCAGCUUCAGGCCUUGUGUGAACACUGCAAGGCUCUGGAGAUGCAAAUCCUCAAAGUUAUGGCUGAACGCAAUACUGUCACAUACGUAUUGGUUUACGAUGCUGCUUUUCAAACACUCACCAAUGCUGUCCAUAUCCCAGUCACUGACCCACUUCAGUUCGUCAGCAAACCUACACCCAUUUCACCAAAAUGUGAUCCCCACCGCCCAAAUGCUCAGACGCAUUCCAAGGUUCGCUUCUGGAACAAAUCUGACUACCUUGACUGGUUGGAUUCUCUGGAGGCAACUUCAAGUGAUCACAGAAAACUGCCAUUUCUGGAGGACGAAAUUGGGAACCCGAUAUCUGAAGCCGUAGUUGAAGCUAUCUGCAAGUCGCUGUGGGGGGCAUGGUCUGAGCUUGCCACCCAUAAUCUAGCACCAUCAUCUUGGGGAAAACUCACAGCAUCCAGAACUCAGUUGGUGAACUCCAUCAUGGAAACGAAGAGGAGCGAUGAUAACAACAACGGCAACGAGAAUGAAAAGCCAAGCUCUUCGAAAGGGAAGAAACAACAAUACCAUGUUAAACAUGAAGCCCCCACGAAGAAAAUGAAAGUUGAUACGACUGAUGUCACUCUACCACCAACACCAGCAUUGUCAUUGACUCCCGAACAAGUGCCAGCCCACCUGUCUCCUACAAGAUCUCUCAAAGACAAGGAGAACACACCAACCAUUCCUGCACCAAAGUCUAUCAAAGUUGUGAAUCCACUUGUCGCACUCACAGCUGCUGCUGCUCAAAUCAGCUUCCCUCCACUUCCUCCCAUCUCAGAGUCCACACCCACUAACACAUCUGAUUCUAUGAAGGCCUCGACUAGUAAGGCGCCAAAACUGGAGGCAAGGCAAAGGUGUGCCCGAUCCCCACUAGAAAUGGAUGCAACUUGUGCGCACCGCACUGGCUCAAGCAAUUGA